AUGGCUCGGGUCGAUCGCUUUGGCUUUCUGGCCAUUGCGCUGGCUUUCCAUUUGGUGUACAUAUAUUCGAUAUUUGAUAUUUAUUUCGUCAGCCCAAUCGUGUCGGGGAUGCGAGAGUUUGGAGUGGAAAGGCCAGAUGGUGUUGAAGCUCCAGCAAAACGGCUGGUUCUCUUCGUUGGGGAUGGUCUUCGAGCCGAUAAAGCAUUCCAAUCUUUCCCAGAUCCAUAUCCAAAAAACGAGGCGGAUCUCGUCCCCCGACCCCUCGCCCCCUUUCUGCGCUCGCGCGUCCUCGAGCAUGGCACGUUCGGCGUAUCGCACACUCGAGUGCCUACGGAAUCCAGGCCUGGACAUGUGGCUCUUAUUGCAGGGUUGUAUGAAGAUGUGUCUGCCGUGACUACGGGAUGGAAAUUGAACCCCGUCAACUUCGACAGUGUUUUCAACAGGAGUAGACAUACAUAUUCAUGGGGAAGUCCAGAUAUUCUGCCAAUGUUCCAGCUUGGUGCGGAGCCUGGGAAAGUCGAUGCGUUCAUGUAUGGAGCCGAGGAAGAGGAUUUCUCUGGGGAUGCGGUCCUGCUGGACAUUUGGGUGCUGGACAGAGUCAAGGCGCUGUUCGCGGAGGCGGCUACGAAUGCUACCCUCAAUGCGGCACUGCGCCAGGAUAAAUUGGUCUUCUUCCUCCAUCUUCUUGGUCUGGAUACCAAUGGACAUGGACACCGACCGUAUUCGAAAGAAUACCUGAGCAAUAUUCAGGUUGUGGAUCAGGGCGUAGAAGAUGUCACGAAAUUGGUGGAAAAUUUCUACAACGAUGGGAAGACAGCUUUCAUAUUCACUGCGGAUCAUGGAAUGAGCGAUUAUGGAAGUCAUGGUGAUGGCCAUCCUGAUAAUACUCGGACGCCUCUCAUCGUUUGGGGCUCUGGAGUCGCCAAGCCCAUCAAGCACGAGGGGAAAAUUGCGCCAGGCCAUGAUGAGCUGUCUUCUGAUUGGGGGUUGGACCAUAUCCAGAGACACGAUGUUGCGCAAGCGGAUGUUGCUGCGUUGAUGGCAUAUCUUGUUGGGCUGGAUUUCCCCGUAAACUCGGUUGGGGAGUUGCCCCUAUCAUUCUUGUCAGGAGAUAUUGCUGCCAAAUCCGAAGCUUUCCUUGCAAACGCUCGGGGAAUCCUUGAUAUGUACCGUGUCAAGGAAGAGCAGAAAAAGGCAACCGAGCUACGAUAUCGACCAUUCAAAGCUCUUGGAGACGAGGAGCAUUCCGUAGACCAUCGAAUUGCUGCUAUUCGAGCUCUCAUUGAUGAUGGCAGUCACGAGGAAGCAAUCAAGGAGACCGCAGCACUUGUCAAUGUUGGCAUAUCUGGUCUUCGCUACCUCCAAACAUACGAUUGGCUGUUUCUUCGAGCACUGAUUACGAUUGGCUACUUGGGCUGGAUAGCAUUUGCUCUAACGACCGUUAUUGAUCUUCACGUACUUCACGGCAAGACCGAGACCUCACGAACUCUUACUGGCACAAUCUUCUUCUCCUCUAUUCUUGUACUACUUUAUGCUUCUUUCAUUGUAUCAAAAUCUCCUUACACAUACUAUGCAUAUGCUAUCUUCCCAGUCGCUUUCUGGGAGGAAGUUUAUGCUCGCCGGAAGGCACUGGAUGAGGGUCGGAAGGCACUUUUCGGCCACAUCACAUCCACUGGCGGCUCUGUUGUACUUGUUUUGAAAGCAGUCACUGGCUUAGGCCUCAUUGAAUCACUUGCUUUGGGUUAUACGCAUCGGGAGGUGUUCUCCGUAAUAUGGGUUGCUGCUGCAUUUUGGCCGGCGUUCUACGGCAUGGGUUUCCUCAAGACGAAUAAAGAGCUUGUGGGAACUUGGGUAAUUGCAUGUGUGGCGAUGAGUUCGUUUACGCUCCUACCUGCGAUGAAGAUCGAAGACUUGAAGUUAAUAAUGUCCGGUGGUGGCUUGAUGGUAACAAUUGGCAUUGCCUACCUCAUUUUCCAGAAACAAUUGCUUCAGAAAUCUAAAUUAUCUGGGGACUCGACCGAACCAGCCGAAGAUAAGCUGUCGCGAUCUUUGAUUGGAGCCCAGAUUGGCUUCAUUAUCUUAGCUAUGGUUGUGACACGAUCAAGCUCAUUGUCACUGGAAGCAAGACUUGGUCUUCCUCGAGGCAACCAGGUCAUGGGUUUCGUAGUACUGAUACUACCUGUCUUCAUGCCUCUCCUACAUCGCCUUCAACCAAACAAUCACUAUCUUCAUCGACUGUUGAUUGUUUUCCUGACGUUUUCGCCGAUAUUCGUCCUUCUUACAAUCUCUUACGAAGGUCUCUUCUACCUUGGUUUCAGCAUUAUGCUGAUAUGCUGGGUUCUUCUCGAGCAUCGCAUCUUCGUCGCGACCAAAGAACAGACAAAGAUUACUACGAAUGGAAUUGCGGCAAUACCCGCCUCACUAUCAACAUCCCCUUUCCGAUCCCUCACCUUGGCCGACGUUCGCACUUCUCUUUUCUUCCUGACUAUUCUGCAGUCGGCAUUCUUCAGCACAGGAAAUGUAGCAUCGGUAUCAGCAUUCAGUUUGGAGAGUGUCAACAGACUCAUCCCCGUCUUCGACCCCUUCUCUCAAGGAGCCUUACUGAUCGUUAAGCUGAUGAUCCCCUUCGCCCUGAUCUCAGCCAAUCUUGGCAUUCUUAACAAACGGCUGGGGGUCGCGCCGUCAGCCCUUUUCAUGCUUGUAAUGGCUAUCAGCGACUUCCUCACGCUACACUUCUUCUGGGUGGUCAAGGAUGAGGGCUCGUGGCUGGAAAUCGGGUCUACCAUCAGUCACUUCGUUAUUGCGAGUUUACUCUGUAUGUUUGUUGCCAGCUUGGAAGGCGUCAGUGAGAUAUUCAUUGCCGGCGUCGAGGUUGAGGAUGGGUCUGCACAGAUGGCCAAGGAGAAAGAGCUGGGUGGCGUUGAACUUGUCUCGGAGGGAAGUGCGGGCGUCAAGGGGAAAAUCAACGGAUUAUCUACGGGGGGCUCUAGUAACGGAUAUUUAGCUCACAGGAAGCCUGUUGCUAAUGGCGUGAAGAAUUAA
Molecule: messenger RNA, 3042 nt
Organism: Cadophora gregata
Lineage: Eukaryota; Fungi; Ascomycota; Leotiomycetes; Helotiales; Ploettnerulaceae
Gene: MCD4
Product: Glycosyl phosphatidyl inositol anchor synthesis
Exons: 6
Coding region: 1-3042 (1013 amino acids)
Biological process (GO): GPI anchor biosynthetic process
Cellular component (GO): endoplasmic reticulum membrane
Molecular function (GO): mannose-ethanolamine phosphotransferase activity
Source: RefSeq, a predicted model, not a curated record